This is a messenger RNA of Porites lobata, 7796 nucleotides long. The record is from the annotation of a GenBank genome assembly. Lineage: Eukaryota; Metazoa; Cnidaria; Anthozoa; Scleractinia; Poritidae.
GGAAAACAAAAGGAAAACGUGUUGCGAUGGGUCGUUUCGAUGUUUCCCCGAUGCACUGUUUAUGGGGAUGAAUGAGCUCUGUUUUCCAAAUAAUGCCUGAACGUGUAAACGUUAAAGAACAAAAAGGAACACAAAAGACGACUGAAGCUUCUGAAACGUCGGAUAAAUGCAUUACAGCCGCGGAAGAUUGUGAAUUAACAAAUGGCCUUAAGCUCAUACCCGACGAGAAACCUCCACUGUGGCAGAAGCCCGCGGAGUUUGGACCUAACCUCAAAAUUAUCAAAAUGAAUGACCAGGUCCGUGAGUUACAGACUAUUCUCAGAGACAGGUAGGUUCUUCUGUCAUUUUUUUCCCCUAAAGCCUGUACUCUGUAAUUGCACAGUGGUACUAUGCGAUCUUACCGGACGUUUCGUACCCACGGACGUUUCGUACCCAGACGAUUCGUACCCAAAGUUGAGAUGAUUCGUACCCAACGCUAAGAUGAUUCGUACCCAAAGCUGAGAUGCUUCGUACCCAAAGCUAAAUGAUUCAUACCCAUGCAAUAACCAAGUCUUCAUGUUGUAAACAGUGUGUUUUCAUAGUUUAAGUUAAGGCUUUCACUAAUCUGAAGUCUCACCUCCUCUAGUAUCGGCGCCGCUCACGCGUCACGAGUCUACACAAAGAAAGUGUGCGGUGAUUAAUUUGAUCUAACUCGCGUGAGAGCGAACGAGUUAACAAAAUGGAUCGCGUGAAAGCGCAUGAACUAACAAAAGUUUAUGAUUCGACAAGUUCAAACAUCGACAUAUAAAUUGACAUAAAUUGGACCCAUCCGUGAAAAGUGGGAACAAGCUCAUUUCGUGUAAGUACCAUUUCCUUUUGAGUUGUAUGUUAAUGAAGAGUCUCACCUCCUUUAGUAUCUGCGCCGCUCACGCGUCACGAGUCUACGCAAAUAAAAGUGAGCGGUGGUUAUAAUUUGAUCUAACUCGCGCGUAGGUAACGAGUCGUUCUGAUUUAUAUAAAUGUUUAUUUUAGAUUGUUUUGAGAGAGAUAUGAUUAAAGAUGUGUUCCUAUCAAAACGGCAGUUGGGUACGAAUCAUCUUAGCGUUGGGUACGAAUCAUCUCAACUUUGGGUACGAAUCGUCUGGGUACGAAACGUCCAUGGGUACGAAACGUCCGGAUUCCCCACCGCUUAUGGUGGUGUAGAGGGCCCAAUCUAUCAGAGAGGAAAAGGGAUUCAAGAAAUUCUGCUAUAUUUAUACGCUGAGGCUAUAUGGCCGGUAACCGGUCAAGGUUUUCAAAACACUAAAUGACCGGCAGCCCGGUAUUUUCAAUAAAUUUGACUUAUCUAAGAAUCCCAACCAACCGAAACUAUCAUAUGUCGAUUAAGAAAAGUCAAGCGAUCCUGAAAUGCGUUAUAGAUCUCAAGUCUAGGGUUUGGUUUACGCUGGGCUCAGAAAAGUAGGUAGUCGUAGUGACGUCAUUGAUUUUGCUUGAUGUCAAGUUCCAAGGAGCACAACUUCCACUAUUCUAUUUACAAAUUACUGUUGGUGAAUCGUGACCGAUUUCUCAUGCAAACGACAUAACUCUACUUAGCAAAAAAAAAAACUUUCACCUCACAGUGGAAUUUUUAUCCCCCUCCCCACAUCUCUGAAUUACUAUCUUCAGUUACUGUAAUCUAAAAAGGAAGAAUGGCAUUCUAUUCUAACAUGUGCACCAUGUCUAUUAGUACUGUUUAUCUGAGACAGAAGUAACAGAGAGGUAAUCAUAAAUGGCUUGUAUUUGGUUCAUGUAGGUACUACAUUUAAAUGAAAUGACAGGGCUAUGUCAAAACAGUCUGUCGUUUUUGGUUGGAAUUUUUUUUUAAAAUUCCUUGCAUGUGCAAGAUGAUUACCCUUCAAACAUAAGAAAAUUUUUAAGAAUGAUUGUUAGCUAUAAAUGGAGUGACACCAUAGCAUAUGUAUGCUUUACCUACCAAGAAGUAAAACUACCUGUAUUCAACCACAUUAAUUUUCUUGUGUCAGUUAAGAUGUAAAACACCCUAAAAGGCUUUUCUGGUAUAGUUUUCAUAUGUUUUAACCUCUUUCCUCUGCCUGAUCACAGAUCCAUGCCAUCUGCACAUACAUACAGCUAUAUGUGACCGUGUAUUUAAACUUUAAACCAAGGAUAAAAUUGAACCACAACAUAAUAUAUACAUAUCUGUUUUUUUCUUCAUUAUCAUUAUAAUGGCAGGGAAACACAGAGGGGAGACUUUGUCUUCUAUGCUGACAGACUAGUGAGUAGUAUUACAUGUAAUUUCAUUCUUGACCGGUCUAUUAUACAUUGUACCUGGAGCUCAGCGUCCCUGUUAUAAACUUGUUACUCUUGUUACAUGUAUGUGUGUAAGGAUGCAUGAAGUAAUAAUUAUAACAACAACGCAUUGUUUUUGGAUCGAAGUUUUUUAAGUUUGUGUUAAUGCUUUUCCCACUUUUUACACUAUGCACCUGUAUACAGCAUUUCUGAAGCACAUUUGUGUAUUCCUUAAUAAUUAUUAAGGGGAAUAAUUCAUUAAUUGGUUUCUCUUUCAGAUACGACUAGUAGUUGAAGAAGGCCUGAAUCAACUUCCUUAUGAAACCUGUACUGUGACGACACCAACCGGUUAGCUACAAAUACUGUUUUUAGUAGUAAAGCAUUCAACAGCAAAAUUGUGCGGUGUGAUAAGGGUGCCAUCUUUAGAGCCCUCAUUGGCUAUGGAAGUGGGGCAGAAAGAAAGCAUUCGUGGUUUUAUUAGUUGUGUUGAAAGGAAUUAAUGUUCACCAUAAAAAUGAGUCAGUUGCUAUGCAGAUGUAUUAUUAAUAGUGCUUGUAGUUAUAACAGGCCUUCUGAUAGGGUGCGAAAAAAAAUCAGAAAUUAUGCGGCCUUUUCAGGGCAGAUUGUGUGAUAAGUUAUGCAUUUUUUCAGGGCUAAUUAACAUUGUUUUACCAGGUUUCAAUGGAGAAAAGUCACUUUAAUAUUGUUUACCAGGCAAUUUGAAUGUAAAAGAAUAAUAAAACAUCUAUUUUAAAACAAAUUAAUAGUUAAAUUUGUCCAAUAUCUUGAGCCACAAAAAUUGUGGAAUAAUUGGUAAUUAAAUUGUUUCUCUAGCCUUUAAGAAAUACAGUGUAUCUCCAUUUGGGGGACACUGUUUCCCAAGCCGGCAAGCUCCAUGUCCACAAGAGUUAUAGUAUUGAUUAUUAAAUCUACGAGUUUUAAGAAAUGAAGGGUUAAGACGGUGGGAGUCUGCUGAACACUCUACACAACCAUUCAUUCAUUUUUUUUUUUCUUCUUUUCAUAGGAGCUUUGUACGAAGGAUUAGCUUUUCAACGAGGAAACUGUGGUGUAAGCAUUAUGAGAAGUGGUAAGCAUUUCUUAAUGCUUUUACAGUUCAUUAACAUGUGGACCUGUAUUUUAAACAGUUGUUACAUUUGAUUCCAUUGAAGUUUUAUGUGCAUCCUCUUCCGGAAAGUCAAUGGAAAUUUUAUGGGGUUGGGGACAGGGGCCAAAUAAUUUUGUCAGAGGACUGUGAGCAUAGCUUUUUACAAUAAUAAUUAUGAUGUAUCAUACACUGUAAUACAGUACAUGUAAGGUGUCUUUAUUAUUCUUCAGGUGAAGCUAUGGAAAAAGGAUUGCGGGAUUGCUGUCGUUCAAUAAGAAUAGGAAAGAUUCUUAUAAAAGUCAAUGAGGAGACCAAGAUGCCUACGGUAAAUAAUGAGUCUUGGUUCGAGUGAUAUUAAACUCCAUUUUUCAUGUUACAGCCUCAGUGGUAUAUAUGACAAAUUCAUACUUAUUGUUAGCCUGAGAAAACAGCCAACAUUUGGCGAUGCUACCACUGGUUUCCCUGCCAAAUCACGUCUGAGAAACAAGCACAGAAAUUCCAUACUGAUGACAUGUCAUCAUUUAUUUAAAUGAUUCAACCAAUCAGAAGCACUACCCAGAUCUGGGUAGUGAUGCAUCAUCGGUAUGGGAAUUUCUGCACUCGUUUCUCAGACAUCAUUUGGUGGGGAAACCAGUGGUGGCAUUGCCAAAUGUCAGCUGUUUUCUCAGGCUAAUUAAUUGUGAAAAAUUAAUUCUUCAUUUUUUCCAUACCAUCAUAUUUUAUUUCUUCUUGCAUCAUGAGAUCUUUAUACUCAAGUUUUCCUGUCCCAUAGGAAUUUUGAAUAAAUAGGUAUCUCUGCCUUAUUUGCAUAUACUAAAAUUAAUUAUGUUAUUUUUUUUGCAAGGUUUACUAUGCAAAGUUUCCUCCUGGUAUGGAACAGAGAAGAGUUCUCCUCAUGUACCCUUUAUUAAGUAAGCUCUGGUUGAAUUUGCACUAUAUUUUUUUUAGCAUACGUUUUCAUGAACUGUACCAAGGGUCGCCAACAGGUUUUUUGGGAUCCAGGAUUUGGCCUUUUUAGAGCCCAAGAUUCAGGCUUUUAAACAGAUAUGGGAGCGGGAUUUAGGAUCACAUUUAUGGACGGGAUGCGGGAUUUAGCCUUCUUAUGAAGCGGGAUCUACACGAAACCUGUGGUUCCAGAAUUUUCAAUACUGGUGAUACAGACAUCUGUCAGGAAGAGAUCUGCAUAAUAUUAUGAGCACAAUUUAAAAUAGCCUUGGUUUUAGCACUGCAAUUAUUGUCUCUACCAUAAAGAUAUGAUCUAAUUUCAUAUUUGGUCUGCAGCAGAUUCUGGGGCUACAGUGAUAACAGCCAUAAAGGUUCUACUUGAGCAUGGAGUAAAGGAAAAGAAUAUACUCCUUUUAAAUGUUUUUUCAACUCCCAAAGGUAAGUAAUGACCUUAUCAAAUGACCACACAAGGAUAAAAAUCAGACACUUAAUGAUACCCAGCAACUCAUUCAAUCAGCAGCCUUCUGCUUGUUUGUCAGCCCCUUGAUGAUUCUUAUCAUUUGCGGUGAAAAAAUUAAACAAGUUAAGCUGAGUUGUUUUUUCCUGGGUGAAGAAAUACGUAGAUGUAAUAAUUAUGUGAAAGAAAAUGUAAUUAAUUUUAGACACUUUGUAAGUAACUUAGUGGAUGCACAUUCACCUGCCACAUUGCACAUUCAUACUGUGUGGCACGAAGAUUUUGCAGGAGUCUAUUUUUGCGGAUUGGCAUCUUUUUGUGUUUUGCGGGAACUGAUUUUUGCAGUUAGGACAGAUUGGUUUUUCUUGCUGGGAAUUAAUUUUUGUGAUUUUCAGAAAGUACCCAGUUCCCAGCAUUAAUAACAGUUUCGUUUUUAUUGAGUACAUGCAAUAGAAAUACAUAAUUAUUUUCAAGCAAUAAACCAGUAUUUCGUCGUUUCUGAAUGAAAGAGACAAGUUGUGAUUGAACAGGCACAAUUUCUUAGUACAGUAUAUUUUAGGCUCGAUUUCCGCCGUCUCCUGGGUCCGGUCUUUGAUCCUCCCCGAAGAGAGACGGCUGGACGCGUGACCCGUUGACUUUGUCUGUGACGUAAUUGGAAAAUUGAUAACUUAGGCGUCUCCGAUGUCACUGGAAGUGAAACCGGUCUCCAAUUUUCUCAUUUAUUUGGCUCAAAAUUGCAUCAAGCGCUCCCUUACCCACCCAAAUGACUUUCGAAAUAGCUUUUUCGCUACAUUUCCAUACACUGCGAAAAAUAUUCUUCGGUACAUUUCUGUACACGGCGACAUAUAGUUAAUUUUCUUUGAUCUUCGAAUAUUGGUUGUGUCUUCUGUGGGUCCGAACUAACUGAUUCUCGGUAGCGGACCAAAUUAAAUGGAAAAGUUUCUGAUUUACCAGACAGAAUUUCCAGCGUAUUGAAUGUUUCUCUGUCAAAUAUAAACGUGGACGGUUACAUCUGUAACGAACGCAGUUAUCGAGAUCUAAAGCGCCUUGAAAAGAUCCUUGAAGAUGCAAAAUCUCUCCAACAACAAUCAUUAAAAGCAAAGUUCACAACAAAGAAUCGAACAAAACGUUUUGUUCCUUCCGACUCUAGAAUUUCGCCUAGUGUCUCCGGGCCGUCGAAAUCGCUUUGCCAUGCGAUGGAUCAAGGGAGGACUUUCUAAUUUCUGCGACAAUCUUUGCCAGACAAAAAUCUGCAGGCGGUAACAUGAUUGGCUUAAACCAACAAAGGAAAUCGCACGCGUCCAGCCGCUCUUUCUGGGGAUGAGUGCGGGCUCAUUUUCCCGAACAGCGGCUGGUAAUCGAGCCUAAGUAUAUUUGUGUAGCAAAUUUAAGUUAGAGAAUAUUUACUCUGGAGUAAAUUUUUGCAGGAAAAAUGUGUGUGGUAAUUUUUAUUUGCGAAUUUAUAUUAAUUAUUUAUAUUAAUUUAAAUUCAUUUAUUAUCAUUACUUUCUUGACAAGGUGUCGAGCUGUUGCUGAAGAAUUUUCCAUCUGUCACCAUAUUAACAUCAGAGGUUCACUCAGAUUGCCCUUCAUCUUUUGGACAGAGAUAUUUUGGAACAGAUUAACUUUCAAGAAAACAUAUUCUUGUCCUAAUGAAUAAAAUAAUUAUUAUUGUUAGUUAAAGCAGGUUUCGGGAGAUAUGCAUAACCAUCCAUGAAAUGCCUUAUCCAUAAUGCCUGAAGCAUAAAAAUUGAAUUCAUUCUAUGGUCUUUUUUGGCAUCCACUGUGGACACUUCAUGCCAAGGUCUCUGAAUAUUUUAAAUUGAAAUUGAAAAUUCCGAUUCCACUUUGAUCUCUUUUGAUUACCGGUAGGUGCUUGUGCACACUAAGGUUAAUAUCAUUGUAUUUAAGCCAGAUUCAUUCUGUUUUACUUAAAAUUACAAUUAAUGUGCAAAAUGGAAAAAGGGAAUACUAUUCCUUAUUCACCUGUAAGAUAGCCUGCGUUGUAGCCGGACUCUCACUCGAAACCUAGAUAGAGAACUCGAUAGUAAAUAUCAGAGAUUUAGACUGCCUGAAAGGGGUACCUUUUCAGGCUUCAGGUAUGGGUAUUUUACUUGUCGAGUUUUGUAAAAUACUUUUUGUUAAUUAAGGCCUACAUAUUUUAAGUUGACUGCAAAUAAUUAUAACAACAAGUUAGGGUAGAAAUAAACAACUGUAAACCACUAAUUUCAAUGAUGUCACAAGUUUAGACUCCUGACCAAAAAAUUCCUGGAUUCACCCUUCUGGUGUUAACAGGGAAAUCAGUUGUUUCAAUACAAGUUGUUUUGAUACGAACUCAAACAGUGAAAUUGCACACAAAUUUAGUUCACCCCAAUUAUAGUUUCUGUGUGAACAAGGAAAACAUUUUGGGUGAAUGUUCUUUGUUCUUUACGCCAAAGAUGUGAAAACUAUAAAUUUAAACCUCGACUGUAUAAACUUGUAUCGAAACGACUUCGUAUCAAAAGGACUGGGAAACCGUUUACAAAUGUUUUUUAACAUGCCAGUGUAAUUAAGACAUUAAGCAUGUUCGUAAGACAUUAAAGGAAGAUGCCAAAUGUGCUGAACUAGUAGUAUAAAGCUGCUGUUUAACCACAUUCUUACAAGUUAGGCCUACUACAAAAAGACCAUGUAAGUUAAUAACUACAGUCAGUUUGAAGGUACAAAGUAUAAACAGGUGAAGACCUGUCAUUUUAUUAAUUGACAAAAUGGAAAAAAAUUGACCAAUAGCCUUAAAAUUAUUAAGGUUAUAUCUCUAGAAACAACAAUCUUUCCUUAUACAUGGUGCCCUAUAAGGAUUCAGUAAAGUAUUUUGAAAAUGAAAAAGACAAACAAUUAUUAGCUAUCUUAAUGGCCAAGCAGAUGGCUCUUCUUAAGACUACCUUGAGAAAAACUCUGUUUUAAAAACUCUCCCCUAACUUAGAAAACCAACAAUUCUCCUUUUAAAUAGCCUCCCACACAGACAUUCUUUUGGCGUGUCUUGCAAGUGCA